This is a messenger RNA of Theileria parva strain Muguga, 1790 nucleotides long. It is a transcript of the gene CPK1, whose product is annotated as Protein kinase domain protein. The record is from RefSeq and is a predicted model, not a curated record. NCBI's taxonomy places the organism in Eukaryota, Apicomplexa, Aconoidasida, Piroplasmida, Theileriidae. Gene Ontology annotation, molecular function: calmodulin binding; ATP binding; calcium ion binding. The transcript has 7 exons. Bases 212 to 1741 code for a protein of 509 amino acids. Gene Ontology annotation, cellular component: nucleus; cytoplasm. Gene Ontology annotation, biological process: protein autophosphorylation; peptidyl-serine phosphorylation; intracellular signal transduction.
UUUAGCUUGAGUGUUGGGUUUGUGUCAUGUGUUUGAGCUCUCUGUGAUUCUGACUUCCAUUAAUUCUAAAAUGUGAGAAUUAAUAAAAUUUUAAUAUUCACACCCAUUAUUUUUAAAUUUUACAUGAAUGAAUAAACGCUAAAUGGAAGUCCAUUUUUUUAACUUUUUUUAAUAUUUGUAUAUUCAUUUCGAUUUUUAGCUCAUUUUAAUUAUGGGAUGUAAGUGUUCACGGCCUAGGGGAUUGGAUUCCCCUCACCUCAAGCACAAACCUGGUAGCGGUGAUACUGAAGAUCCCCUGUCUUUUGAAUCUGACAUUAAACUUAAACCAAGUAUGUACAUUGGAAACAUAAAGGAUGAAUUUAACAGCUUGUAUACAGUAUGUAGGAAACUAGGAACCGGCGCUUACGGCACAGUGUUCCUUUGCACUAGAAUAAAUAGUACCAAAGAGUACGCAGUAAAGGUCAUAAAGAAGUUAAGAUCCUCAUCAAUUGAUUCCUCCCAGGGCCGCUUGAGGGAGGUUAAGUAUUUGAAGGAACUAGACCACCCGAACAUUGCAAGAUUAUAUGACGUAUAUGAAGAUUCGGUGGCAUAUUAUAUAGUUAUGGAGCCAUGCUAUGGCGGGGAACUGUUUGAUGAGAUUAUCAAACGACAACGCAUUACUGAACAUGAGUCAGCCUGCCUGAUUAAGCAAAUCCUUUCUGGAGUUUGCUACUUACACAAAAAUAACAUUGUUCACCGAGACCUCAAGCCUGAAAACCUUUUACUUGAAAAACCUGGCUCUUUAGAUAGGAUAAAAAUAGUAGAUUUUGGCCUUUCAGCCCAUUUCGGCAAUCAUGUUCUAAAGGAAAGAUUAGGAACUGUGUAUUACAUCGCACCUGAGGUCCUUAACCGAAACUACCAUGAAAAGUGCGACGUCUGGUCAUGUGGAAUUAUUCUUUACAUUCUACUCUGUGGAUAUCCACCCUUUACUUCACCGAACGAUAGUGACAUUAUACGUAUGAUAAUAGCUGGAAAGUACACCUUUCCUGAUAAAGAAUGGCGUGAUGUGUCUGAAGACGCCAAAAAUCUUAUUGAUCUCAUGCUUACAUAUGAUCCGAAGAAGAGAAUAUCAGCAGCGCAGGCACUGAACCACCCUUGGGUCCUCAAGUAUUCCAACGCUGGGAGGGAAACGGCUCCAACAAGAAGCAUGUCCCUCGCACUACAAAACCUAAAAACAUUUACAAAAACACAAAAACUUGCACAAGCGGUAAUGCUUUUAAUGGCAAACAAGUUCACCACCAACGACGAGAUCAAUGAACUCUCGAAACUAUUCUCACAGUUGGACACUAAUGGGGACGGCGCACUUGACCGAAGUGAACUAAUUCAAGGAUAUAAAAGUAUUAAACAGAAUUUACGUGACGGCUGCUCAAGGAUGAGCAAUGAGGAGAUUGAGAAGGAGGUGGAUGAAAUCAUCAGGUCAUGUGAUUUGGAUCACAGUGGCUCAAUUGACUAUUCAGAAUUCAUAACUGGAUGCAUCGACAAACUAACCCUACUUUCAAAGGAGAGGCUUAAACUAGCGUUUUCAACGUUUGAUGUCGAUGGCUCCGGCAAAAUAAGCAAUUCUGAACUAUCACAGAUACUGGGAGUUUCAAAUGCCCCGAACUUAUUUAACCAAAUUUUAAACGAAAUUGACACUAAUCAUGACGGAGAGAUAGAUUUUGAAGAGUUUGAACGAAUGCUGGACAAGAUUACACUCGGAUAGAUUUACGAUUUUAAUUAGAAUUCAAAGAUGAAUUUACUAUGUACAUGUA